AUGGCAAACACAGAAUGGAGAAAUCAAACCAUCACCACAGAAUUCAUCCUCCUUGGAUUUGGCAAUUUACCGAAAGAGAACAUUCCACUCUUCCUGCUGUUUCUCCUGAUCUACAUUGUGACCAUGGCCGGGAACCUCCUCAUCAUCGUGCUGGUUGUGGCUGAUCACCACCUGCACACCCCUAUGUACUUCUUCCUGGGGAACUUGUCCUGUCUGGAGACCUGCUACAGCUCUGCCAUCCUGCCUAAGAUGCUUUCAGGUCUCCUUAACAAUAACAAAACCAUUUCUUUCUUUGGCUGCUUACUUCAGUAUUACACCUUUGGGAGCUUACUCUGUACUGAGUGCAUCCUCUUGUCAGUCAUGUCCUAUGACCGGUACUUAGCAAUAUGUGACCCCCUGCAUUAUGCAAAUGCAAUGAACCCCAGGAUCUGUGCUAAACUAGCUUCAAGUUCUUGGAUAACCAGCCUCCUGGUCCUCACCAUAACAGUAAGCCUAAUGUCAACAUUGACUUUCUGUGGCCUCAGUGAAUUUGACCAUUUCUUCUGUGAUUUGGCACUCCUACUAAAACUCUCCUGUACAGACACCCACCUGGUCCGAGUGGCAAUUUUUGCCUUUAGUUCCUUAGUGACAUUUCCCCCAUUUCUACUGACUAUUGUAUCAUAUGCUUGUAUCAUUGCCACCAUCUUGAGAAUCCCAUCUACCACUGGGAGGCAAAAGACAUUUUCCACCUGCUCCUCCCACCUCAUUGUGGUAACCGUCUUCUUUGGGACCCUAAUCGCUGUGUAUCUCACACCAACAGUGGAUACUUGGAAAGCCCUGAACAAAGUGCUGUCUGUCUUCUACACUGUCCUCACACCAAUGGUCAACCCUCUCAUCUACAGCCUGAGAAACAGGGAGGUAAUGAAGGCACUGGGCAGGGCUCUUAGUCAAUGGAGAAUUUUCAGAAGAACUCAGGAUGCUGCAGCCUCACAGUAG
Molecule: messenger RNA, 975 nt
Organism: Alligator sinensis (Chinese alligator)
Lineage: Eukaryota; Metazoa; Chordata; Crocodylia; Alligatoridae
Product: olfactory receptor 1020-like
Exons: 2
Coding region: 1-975 (324 amino acids)
Biological process (GO): G protein-coupled receptor signaling pathway
Cellular component (GO): membrane
Molecular function (GO): G protein-coupled receptor activity; olfactory receptor activity
Source: RefSeq, a predicted model, not a curated record